UUCUUUGCGCAAGCUCCAGCUCCAUCCACCCCCCCCCCCCCAAAAAAUACGUAUAGGGACCGACCAGCCCGACCGAUAAGACACAAUGGGACUCACGAUUAAAAGUUAAUAUAUAAUUAUACACGGCCAUGGCUUCUCCUAUACGAAUUUGUCGACCUUUAAGUCGAUUCGCUACGAUUCUACGACAACGUGGGCCUCAAAAUUGCCGGACAUUAUCUACUGCAGCAAAGACAUUUCCAAAGUACACAACAGCGAAAUACACAAGGACAACACCAUGCACAACAUCCUCUUUCCACACGACCGCACCGCGCCGCGCAGGUGACGAACCGCCGCCUACCGAUUUUAGCGCUUUAGAUGUAUUCGGGAACAUGCCGAUACCCUCGACCGCUAUCGAGGUAUGCAUGCCGGACGGCUUCCAGUUCAACAGCGGAAUUAAGAUCCUCGACGGUUCCGGGGUACUUCUAGUCGGCGGCGAAGCAUUCAAGUGGCAGCCUUGGUUACCCCGUGGCGAGAAACGACUACUGAAUAAGAAGGGACAAUGGGAGGUUCCCAACGAUACAUUUGGCCUGCUUGGGCUGCUAUGGCCUCGACCCGAUCUUCUGAUAUUAGGUCUCGGUCCGGAGAUGCGCCCUUUGAGCCCGGAGUUGAGGAAACAUAUUAGCAGUUUAGGGAUGAGGGUAGAGAUCUUAGAUACGCGAAAUGCGGCUGCACAAUUCAAUCUACUUGCUACGGAGAGGGGAGUUAAUGAUGUUGCGGCAGCCUUGAUACCGAUUGGUUGGAAAGAAGGUAUCGGCGCAACUUGAUGGGCGUGUAGUCGCCCAUAAUAUUCUACACCACUACUAGCCGCUAAGACCAAAGACGCUGCAUACGAUCUAAGGUUAGCGGGAGCCA
This is a messenger RNA of Hypoxylon trugodes, 891 nucleotides long. RefSeq lists its product as uncharacterized. The transcript is spliced from 2 exons. The coding region runs from base 129 to 803 and encodes 224 amino acids. Lineage: Eukaryota; Fungi; Ascomycota; Sordariomycetes; Xylariales; Hypoxylaceae. Gene Ontology annotation, biological process: mitochondrial respiratory chain complex I assembly. The record is from RefSeq and is a predicted model, not a curated record. Gene Ontology annotation, cellular component: mitochondrial inner membrane.